Triticum aestivum (bread wheat) is the source of this 2608-nucleotide messenger RNA. Its product is annotated as photosynthetic NDH subunit of lumenal location 3, chloroplastic. Gene Ontology annotation, cellular component: extrinsic component of membrane; photosystem II; chloroplast. Gene Ontology annotation, molecular function: calcium ion binding. Bases 1954 to 2313 code for a protein of 119 amino acids. The record is from RefSeq and is a predicted model, not a curated record. Gene Ontology annotation, biological process: photosynthetic electron transport chain; photosynthesis. Lineage: Eukaryota; Viridiplantae; Streptophyta; Magnoliopsida; Poales; Poaceae. The transcript has 5 exons.
AGAGGAGCCCCCUCCCCUCCCUCCUCUUCUACCGACGGAGCCGGCUCCUCUAACUUGCCUCUUACCAAGUUAGGAGCCUAACAUAGCCCAUAUCCACCGCACAAAUCAGAUCCAAUGGCUCUCCUUUUCCCAGUACUUUCCUGCCGCUGUUGCCUUACCUCGAUUCACGCCGCCACUGCCUCUCGCUCGAUUCAGGCCACGCUGUAUCUCGCUCGAUUCAGGCUGCCGCUGCCUCUCCCUGAUCCAAGCCCCUGCAGCUGUUGCCCCUCCCUUUAUUCAGGUCGUCGUUGGUCCCCAUCACGGACGAGUGCGAGCUGGAUCGAGUUGAUGGCGGCGCAGCGAGGUGAAGGUGGGGCAACGCCGCAUGGAGGAAAGGGCAGGUUGGAUGGGCUCGCGCAGAGGAGAACCAGCAGCAGACCGACGAGCUCGGACGGCUGAUGAGGAGGCGAACUCGUGGGAAAGAAGGUAGCGCGGCGGCGUUGUUGGACAGUGAGGUGCUUCUGAAUUUUCCUCAAUCCUAUAUUUGUUGUCUGUAUCACUUCUUCAGUAUCACAGGAACAGAACACUCCUAUAUCUUUUGUUUGUAUCACUGCAUGUGAUUUCCUCAAUCAAGAAAUAUGUACACCAAGUUUGGUUUGAAAUCGUGGGUGAUUUUGAUUUGAUCCGUGGAGGAACUGAUGUAUCUAGGAAGUAAAAAAAGGAUCUUCCAGAAACAAAAUUAGUUGAACAAAAUUACAAGUUUCAUAUUUCCCCUACAACUUGAAGGUCUACAAAAGUUCAACAAUUGAAAGUCUACAGAAGUUCAACAAAAUAAUGAUUUUCUGAUGUUCUCCAAAGCAUCAUAAUUAGAAUAUAUCCUUAGGAUAUAUGCCUCCAGUGCAGGCUCUCGCACUAGGCAUAUUCAGUAGUUCAGUGAAGUUUGUAAUGUGCUCAUAUCCUCGCAAGUCUUCCUCAUUUAGAGUUUGCACCGUUGAAUGAUUUUCUUUUGUCUUGAACUCUGUUUUUUUCCGCUUUGUUAUCUGUUGCAAGUGAUAGUUUGAAUAUUAGUACUUGAGUAAACUACAUUUGAAUGGUACAAUGUGUCAAUGGUACCUUGGAUAAGGGUGGUGUGGUAGUUGUGACUGGUCCUAUCUUCUUUCUUUUGUAUUGCCUUUCAGUCCAAUCUUUCCGUCUUUUGGAAUUUUUGUCUGCCUUGUUAACUUCCUUCUUUUUUAGGCACGCAACAGCCAAGAACUUUUAAAGCAUGCGCACACAAUAUUCCUAGUCUAUCAAACUGACCACAACUGCAUGAUGAUGUUUGUUCCACAGGGUUACCAGUAACUUCCCAUUCUUCUUCAAAUAUUGGAUGCUCAAAAGGAUAUCCAAUUUUAACCAUGUAUUUGUAUUGUCCAUCUAGUGCUUCGGCGCAUGCUGAUAUAGAUCUCUGGUAUUCCUUUUGAAAAAAAAUCAAAUAUAGCAGGAGUAUAAAGUGUGCCGACUUGCAUCAACAUUGGGGUCUUCAUUUUGAUUCUUGAUGAUGCUUUAAGUCAUUGUUGAGACUCUCACUUAGCUGCGUGCUCCGCAUACCCAAGCAGAUCUAAGACCUGUACUUGGUUCUUCCAAUUCGGACACUCAUGCAUGAAGAAAUGUGAGAAAGAACAAGAAAAGGUGAGGAAGGAAGGAGAGAAGUGUGGGAGCUGUGGUCCUAGGGAGAAUGUGUGGGAGAUGUGGUCUUAUUUUGACGGUAAAGUGAGCAGAAGCUUUCAUUUUCCCUCCAAAACAGAGCAGCGGUGGAAGUAGUACAGAGCUGUAGCAAGAAGUAGUACUGGGAAAAGGAGAGCCAUCGGAUCUGAUUUGUGCGGUGGAUAUGGGCCAUGUUAGGCUCCUAACUUGGCAAGAGGCAAGUUAGAGGAGCCGGCUCCUCUACGGACGCCAUCGAGGUCGAGGGGCAAAGGGAACUACACAGAAGCAGCAAUGGAUGAAGGGAUGGAGCUUAAGGGGUGCGUUUGCCGGAUCAAGAGCUGCGCUGGCCAACUUCUGUCGAUGGAGGAGGAUCUGGUGACUGAUCUGGACGAUGACUCAUGGGACUUGGUCUGGAGGGACCUCCGGCUGAAAGCGACCUUCUUGUACAUUGAUCUGAGCCGUGUGAUCUCCCGAAGUGAGAACGAUGAGCGCAGGAAGGCGCUCACCCUUCUCGCCAACAAAUUCUUCUACUGCACGGAUGAGCUGGGUGAUGCGGUGACGAGCCGAAGCGUCCCCGUCGUGAAGAUGUGCUACAACGACACUGCUCAGGCUCUCCGUGAGUUGCUCGCGGCCCUUGCGCCGCCGCAGUAGCAUGUUGGGCUCAUGCCAUGUGGCCCUGUACUGCGAUGCGAUGCGAUGCUGUGAGGCAGGAUCAAGCAGACACAGCAUUUGCAUCUUCUGGAUAGCAAGGAAAGGAUGGAGUCGUGCCAGAAACUCUUGCAGAGGGAUGAGUCUUUAUGUAAGGAACGUAUGUGCCUGAAACUCACAUGGGCAUUUUCCAGAUGAGCACUGGCUAGAGCACCUGUGUACAUACAUGGUCCAAAUAUCUCCGCAGUUGAAGCAGAGCAAGAGAAAUAAUACCUAGCGUGUGGUUAUCUCCAGCAAA